CAUACCUUCUCCCAACCGAACUGCGAGCUCACAGUGCUGUCUUUAUCUUCUACAAUGGCACCUUUGAAACCCUAGGUUUUCCCAAUUGGGGAUUGCGAGCGAUCGGCUUAGCCAUGGCGAUGAUGAGCAAGACCCGCAACAUCCUUGAGGGCUCCUUCAAGUGGGCGCUCAGCCGCCGCACCUCCUUCGAGGACGAGUUUGAGGACAUCGGUAACUCCCCCUCUGGCCGGCGUAAGUGGAUCUCUGAUCUCUCCCCCAUCGCCAACAUCAUCGUCGCUCGAUGCUCUCGGAUGCUCGAGGUGUCCAUGGACGAUCUCCGGCAUAACUUUGACGCUGAAGCUUCUGAUUCUAUAAAGAGUCCUUCUAACUAUGCGAGGAACUUCUUGGAGUACUGCUGCUUCAGAGCGCUCGCGCUUUCUACGCAAAUCGCUGGUCAUCUCGCAGAUAAGGACUUUAGGAGGCUUACAUUUGAUAUGAUGUUAGCGUGGGAAGCUCCUGCUGCUUCUGAUCAACCUUUGCUGAAGGUAGACAAGGAGAGCAGUGUUGGAUUGGAAGCUUUUUCUCGGAUCGCGCCUGCAGUUCCUACCAUUGCAGAUGUGAUUACAAUUUAUAAUCUUUUUGAAGUGCUCACAAGUUCAACUGCUGGUCGGCUUUCAUUUGCUGUUUAUGAUAAGUAUCUGGGAAGCUUGGAUAGAGCAAUAAAGAAGAUGAAGACCCAAUCCGAAUCAUCUCUCCUUUCUGGCCUCCGCUUACAUAGAGGAGAAAAGAUCCUUGAGGUCGACGGGACAUUGACCACCCAACCAGUUCUUGAGCAUGUAGGAAUCUCUACAUGGCCGGGAAGACUAACUCUGACAGAUCAUGCCCUCUAUUUUGAAGCCUUGAAGGUUGUGGCUUAUGACAAACCAAAAGUAUAUGAAUUGGCAGAGGACUUAAAGCAGGUCAUAAAGCCUGAGAUGACUGGGCCAUGGGGCUCGCGUCUUUUUGAUAAGGCUGUCAUGUACAAAUCCAUUUCCUUAUCAGAACCGGUUGUCAUGGAGUUUCCUGAGCUCACAGGUCAUUCUCGCCGCGACUAUUGGUUAGCCAUCAUGCAGGAAAUACUUUAUUCUCACAAGUUCAUAAGAAAAUUCCAGUUGAAGGGAGUUGAAAAGGAAGAAACACUGCUGAAAGCUGUGCUAGGGAUUUUGCGAUUGCAAGCUAUUCAGGAACUAGCUACUUCUAUCCCUUUUCGUUGUGAGACACUACUCAUGUUCAAUCUAGCAGAUCAACUUCCUGGAGGUGAUUUGGUACUUGAAACACUUGCGGAUAUGACAGUAUCUAGGAGGUUGAAUCGACCCAGCCCUUCUAAUUCAGAAAGUGGAAUGUAUUCUGUAUCUGCCCUACAAAUUUUAUCUAGCUUGGGACUGGUCUCCCAAGUUUCCAAUGAUGAGCGACUUCUUGUGGGUGACAUAGUUGUAGGGGAGAUGACUCCCUUGGAAAGAGCUGUUAGUGCAUCAAGGAAUAAUUUUAAAAAGGUUGAGCAAGCCCAGGCAUCAAUUGAGGGAGUUAAGGUAGAUGGCAUUGACACGAAUUUGGCAGUUAUGAAGGAAUUGCUAAACCCUGUUUUGGAGCUUGGAAGACAGUUAAUUCUUUUGGUAUCAUGGGAUGAUCCCACAAAAUCUUUGAUAUUCUGUGUUGUGACUUCAUACAUUAUCUUCAGGGGUUGGCUCCGCUAUGUCUUUGUUAUGAUGUCUCUCUUUCUUGCGAUUUUCAUGGUACUUACUCGGUGUUGUAGUCAAGGAAGGCCGAUUGUAGAGCUUGAGGUGAGGGCUCCUCCACCAAUGAAUACUAUGGAGCAGCUGUUGGCUGUUCAGAAUGCUGUAUCACACAUUACAGAGCUCAUCCAAGAUGGAAACAUUGUCCUUUUGAAACUAAGAGCAUUGUUGCUAGCUUCUCCUUCCCAGGCAACAGAAAAAGUUAUACUGAUGCUGGUCUUAUUGGCUGUAACACUGGCCCUUCUACCCAGCAAAUUCUUACAACUUCUGGUGUUCUUGGAGAUCUUCACAAGGUACUCACCAACAAGAAGACCAAGCACCGAAAAAUGGAUGAGAAGAUUAAGAGAAUGGUGGUUCAGCAUUCCUGCAGCCCCUGUUGUGCUUGAAAGAGAUAAAGAGGAAAAGAAGAGAAGCCUCUAAGAGAGAAGGUGAAGCUGAAAGGGGCAUGGGUGAGCAAAACAACUCGUAGAAGUUCAUUGACGGAGUGAAGAUGGUUGGAGUGAAGAG
This is a messenger RNA of Dioscorea cayenensis subsp. rotundata (Guinea yam), 2258 nucleotides long. RefSeq lists its product as uncharacterized. NCBI's taxonomy places the organism in Eukaryota, Viridiplantae, Streptophyta, Magnoliopsida, Dioscoreales, Dioscoreaceae. Bases 114 to 2171 code for a protein of 685 amino acids. The record is from RefSeq and is a predicted model, not a curated record. The transcript has 10 exons.